AUGGCUUUUUCUUUCUUUCUCACUUUCACUAUCUUUUUCUCUCUCCCUCUCUCUUUCUCUCUCACACCUUUUUCUCUUUCUCUCUCUCUCUCUCCCUCUCUCUCACUCUCUCAUUGUCACUCACUUUUUUCUCGUUCAUUUUUUCUUCUCUUUCAUUCUUUCUCUUUUUCUUUAACUCUCUUUCUCUCUCUUUUACUCUCUUUUUCUCUGUCAUUUUCACUCUCUUUUUUAUCUCUUUCUCUUUAUCUCUCACUCCUUUUCUCUUUCUCUCUCUCUCUCUCUCUCUUUCUCUCUCUCUCAUUUUCAGUCACUUUUCUCUCUCGUACACAUUCUCUUUUUCUCUCCCAUUCUCAUUCUCUCUCAUUUUUUUCUCUUUCUCUUUCUCUCUUUUACUGUGUCACUUUCACUCUCUUUUUUCUCUCUUUCUCUUUAUAUUUCACUCUUCUUUUAUCUCUCUUUCUCUCUUACUUCCCUACUUCUGUAUGUGCCUUUCUUUUUCUGCUCAUUUUUUCGUAA
This is a messenger RNA of Acanthosepion pharaonis, 516 nucleotides long. The record is from the annotation of a GenBank genome assembly. Lineage: Eukaryota; Metazoa; Mollusca; Cephalopoda; Sepiida; Sepiidae.